AGGCUAGCUGUUAGCUCCUGUGUGAACAUCUGGGACCUGCUUCAUUCUUGGCGGCGCCCUGCAGAAACGAAAACUGUAGCGCGAGUUAUAUUUGCGACAGACCCGGCGUAUUUAACCACUGUGAGCCGUGGGCGCCUUCAGGCUGACGGACAGGAACAUUUAGUCAGUGAAAUGUUUACCCGGCCUCUCUGUGGACAUGGCAUUGUGGCUAUCGGCGUCAAUGCUAACUUAGCUCGUUAGCCUAGCAGGCUAGGUAGCAGGGCUUUAGCUGUGGAUGAAACUAGCUACAUAGCACUAGCUCACAUUAGCCAGGAGGCAGACUCGCGUUGUGAGAAUUACUUAACAGCAACGUCGUGAGAUUAACGUCACCUACGUUUGAUUCGAGGCGAACAUUUAUUUUGCGCUCAGAGUUAGCAGCCAGUCAGUUUGUCUAACGAUAGCUAAGUUAGCGCGCUAACAUGCAAUGAGAGUUUAGCAGAGCAGCGUUUCAGUUUUCAGCCGCUGCUGCCCUGCACCAGCGGACUAACGGGGCGGUAGCUAUCCGUUACCGGGCAUUGUGCGGUAUGUAGCCAUGGCAUGCUAACCAUCCAUCGGGAAAGUUUGUGACUGGUCAUAACGUUACAUGCAACGUUAGCACAGGCCAGCUCUGCCUGGGCUGGUAGUCGUGAUAUGAAGGAUUACAGAGAUAGCGUUGUUAUGAGUGAUAGUCAGAGUUAAUUUGGUUCAGCUGCGGAGUUACACGGACAACAGGGCCUUGCAGAUUGCAUUGGGUUGACUCUACGUAGCGUGAAGCUAGUUUGUCUCAGCUCAGUUGCCUGAUUGAUGAUGUUUUUUCAAAACACGUAAGUUAGCAAAGUUUGCAGAGCAACAAUGUAACACCACUGAGCUGUUAAGUCAUUUUAAGUCGAUGAAUUGGUGGCGGGCAGCGUUGGCUAGCAAAAUGAACAAUUCAGGAGUGUUGCCACAAGAGAAGAUGGAGCUGGAUCUGGAAAUCCCAUCUUCGUUAGUUCAGACCGAUGGACACUUGAGACGAUCCAACAGUGCACCCAUGAUAAAUGGCUUAAGUGAUAACUCCCAAGUGUUUCAGAGAGAGGUCCUACGUAGCCGGAGAAACAGCACUACAGUUGUCAACAGGCCCAACAUGGUCCCCUCAUCACCUAUUCGUGUUCCCAGCACCAGACUUCAUCAGAUAAAACAAGAGGAGGGAGUGGACGUGAUGAACAGAGAAACUGCUCAUGAGCGGGAGGUUCAAGCCGCCAUGCAAAUGAGCCAGUCCUGGGAGGAAAGCCUGAGUCUGAGUGACAAUGAUUUGGAGAAGUCUGCAUCUUCGUCUCCAAAGCGCAUCGACUUUGUGCCUGUGUCGCCUGCCCCAUCCCCGACCAGAGGCAUCGGAAAAAAGCAGUGUUUCUCACCUUCACUACAAAUCCUCGUGAGCAGCAAUGGCCUAACACCCAGCCCGAUACCCAGCCCGACGCGACGCUUCAGCCGACGGAGUCAAAGCCCAAUCAACUGCAUCAGAGCCAGCAUACUGGGCCCCAUAAAACGUAAAGGUGAGAUGGAGACGGAGAGUCAGCCUAAGAGACUCUUCCAGGGUACCACCACCAUGCUGUCCUCUGACGCGUCCAAUCUGUCCGACCUCAGUUCCUGUCACUCUCCAGAUUUGCUGGAUGGCAGCCUCAGCAGCGUCGGCUCCUCCACAGACUCACCGGGCAAAAUGGAAGGGGUGUCGCCCUCGUCGUCCAGCAACUCGCCCUUCGCUUCCCUCCAGGAUUUGUCCCCAAAGUGAGCACGGGGGCGGCAAGAGACACUGUAAAGGACUGGCGCCAGAAAAGCCUCUCUCCGGGGAACGCGUUUUCCUUCUCAGACCCUCCAUCUCACCAUCGCCUAGAUUUAGUUGAAGUGGAAUCUUCCACGUUUGUUUCCGAGUGGCUGUUUUCAUGGCUGCACUGUGGAGGGUCGACGUAUGCGCGAAGCGAGGAAACUAAAGCCAUGGAUGAGUUUUAGCGUAGAAGAGGUGAGCCUCGUGAAACUGAGGACGACUGAAGACACUGUGAGCACCAGCUGCUAGUAGAGGAUUUUGGAUGGUGCUUGGCUUCAUAGUGAUAUUGUGUUCAUAAGUGGCUUUGCUUCUGUUCUACCAGCCCCCCUUUACUGGAGAGAGACAUUGAGCACUGGACAAAAGAAAAAAACAGACUAUUUGGAUGUGUACAUCUUCCCUGUUUUCGUGCUGGAAAACUCCUGUCCACAUGCCUUUGUAUGUACACAGUCUGCAGAUUUUGUAAGAAAAAUAUUUAACUUAUUGUUUUCCUGCUUUGUAAUUAUGUACAUAAUAACCGUGUCAGAUGUCGUACAUAGUUUUAAGUUUGUGAUCGGCUGUGAGGUGAAUGCGGGCACGGGUCUCCAACAGCAAACGUUUUCUUUGUAAAGGAACAUUAACUACUUGUGGGGGACACCUAUGGAGAUUUCCUUACUGUCAAUACUGAAAGAGAAGUUAUGUUUUCAGCAGAUUUCCUGAAUAUUUUUAUGCUAUGGGCUUUGAACUGUGGUGAUUUUUUUUUUCAGUUUGGCUUUUAUGCCCCCUCUCCCAUGACUUGUUGCAACUGUAAUUGCCUGCUGUGAGCAGUUAAUGCACCUAGCAGUCUGUGGUGGAUGAAGUGAGAUGGUCAUCACUGUGGGGCGUUGAACACUAAAAGAUCCUCUGUAUCCUGUGUUUUUGUCAGGAUGUUUUUGUAGAUGAGCAGAAAUUAUUCCAUUUUCUUUUUACUGGGGAAAAUGUUCUUAUUUAUGGGGUGGGGCGAAAAGUUUAUUAUAGAAAUCGGACGGUGAUAGGUUUCUAUCCCCUUUAAAAGUGAAUCAUUUGUGUCGUUAUUUACACCAAAUCAACUGACUGCUGGAACGUGCAGCAAAAACAAAAUGGCACCGUCACAUUGUGAGUAAAGAGACUGCUGUUCCUGCUGUGGUUACAUUUAUUAAAAUAGCUUUUUUGCACAGGAUGCUCGAUCCUGUGAUGUUUUCAGCCUGUGUGUGUGAAGCAGAGAAGAAGUGAAACUUGGCUUUCUUUUAAAGCAAGACUCAAAAAAUCCAGUAUGUAGAGGUUUAGCCUGUACUGUGAUUUUUGCACCCACAUUUGCCUGCAACUGUCCUGGCCCCAUGUCCACAUAUCUCCUGUGUAACUUACACGUCUUCAGGUGUAGAAGUUUCAGGUUACCUCUGUAGCCUUUUAUGUGUAUGUACAAAAGAAAGUGAUUGUAAAUCAUUUUAUGGAAGUGUGCCCUUUAAUUUAAAGAAAAGUGUGGUUGCAGUAUAAUUUGACUGAAUGUCUUUUUCCUUUAUACAAAGAUGAAAAUGGAAAAAAACAGUCAGCUUGCCCUGCUGUUAAACAGAUAUAUUUCCCAAGAUUUUUUUCUCUCUGUCAUCAUAUGAGGUGUUCAGGGCAUGACUUAAGCAAAUAAUCUUAUACUGUUGUAAGACUGCAAUGGACAGGCUGUUAUCUGCCGAGCUGGCUCACACUUCGCCUAUGCUUGUGUCUUUUGUGAUUGCAAUCGUAGCGAACAUCAGGACUAAAUAAAUUAUUUCUUUAUUA
This is a messenger RNA of Plectropomus leopardus (leopard coralgrouper), 3583 nucleotides long. The record is from RefSeq and is a predicted model, not a curated record. Lineage: Eukaryota; Metazoa; Chordata; Actinopteri; Perciformes; Serranidae.